UCGCGUUGUUUCGGUGCGGUCUUACUUGUCGUCUGCUGAACGGCCAUCUUUCUUUUCCUGAAAGUGUUUUUACACGGGAGUCACUUGAUCCACGUGGAAAUGGCUUUAAAAUACAAUUUGAUUGUUGGCCAGAACAAGGGCCAUAAGGUGACGAAAAACAAGCAUGGCCCGAGGACCUCUUCCCAGCGGGGCAAACUAACGAAGCAUGCGAAAUUCGUACGGGACAUCGUUCGUGAAGUGACCGGCUACGCUCCGUACGAGCGUCGAGCUAUCGAAUUGCUUAAGGUGUCUAAGGACAAGCGCGCACUUAAGUUCCUUAAAAAGCGUCUAGGCACCCACCUUCGCGCCAAGAGGAAAAGAGAGGAGCUGAGCAAUGUCCUCGUCCAACAGAGGAAGGCCGCAGCCGCUGGCCAUAAGUAAAUAAACUGGCGGACCCGUUUCGCCAAAAGCGAUGUCGACAUAAUCAGACGUCGUUUUUUCACUCGUA
Molecule: messenger RNA, 487 nt
Organism: Varroa destructor (honeybee mite)
Lineage: Eukaryota; Metazoa; Arthropoda; Arachnida; Mesostigmata; Varroidae
Gene: RpL36
Product: ribosomal protein L36
Biological process (GO): translation
Cellular component (GO): ribosome
Molecular function (GO): structural constituent of ribosome
Source: RefSeq, a predicted model, not a curated record